AUGAAGAGAUUCCUCUUAUGUCUUUCCUAACUCUCUGCAGCUAGAUUGGUCGUUUCCUAUGAACAUGAAACCCGCUUGAUAAGUGAUCUCUUUAAGAACUACAACAAAUUUGUACGUCCAGUCGAAAAUUUCAGCGACAAAGUUGUGGUGACGGUCGGACUGCAGCUCAUUCAGCUCAUUAAUGUGGAUGAAGUGAAUCAAAUUGUAGCAACAAACGUUCGGGUGAAACAGCAAUGGGUGGAUGUGAACCUAAAAUGGAAUCCAGCAGAUUAUGGAGGAACACAGAAAAUCCGGAUACCUUCCAGUGAUAUUUGGCGCCCAGAUUUUGUUUUGUACAACAAUGCUGAUGGGGACUUUGCUCUUGUCAAAGAUACCAAGGUCCUUGUGGAUUACACAGGCAAAAUUACAUGGAUGCCUCCAGCUAUUUUCAAAAGCUACUGUGAGAUUAUAGUCACAUAUUUCCCAUUCGACCAGCAGAACUGCAGCAUGAAGCUCGGUACAUGGACCUAUGAUGGCAAAUUGGUGGUCAUAAACCCGGAAAGUGACCGUCCAGACCUCAGUAACUUCAUGGAGAGUGGGGAGUGGAAGAUGAAGGAUUAUCGCUGCUGGAAGCACUGGGUUUUCUAUACCUGCUGUCCUGACGUUCCAUACCUGGACAUCACCUACCACUUUGUUCUGCAGAGGCUGCCUCUUUACUUUAUUGUCAAUGUCAUCAUUCCUUGUCUGCUCUUCUCAUUUCUGACUGGUUUAGUGUUCUAUCUUCCCACGGAUUCAGGUGAAAAAAUGACCCUCAGUAUCUCUGUCCUGCUGUCCCUCACUGUGUUUCUUCUGGUCAUUGUUGAACUGAUUCCAUCAACCUCGAGUGCUGUUCCCCUGAUUGCAAAAUACAUGUUAUUCACUAUGGUACUAGUCAUAGCAUCAAUUAUUAUUACUGUCAUUGUGAUCAACACUCAUCACCGCUCUCCAAGUACUCAUGUCAUGCCUGCCUGGGUCAGGAAGAUAUUUAUUGACACAAUCCCAAAUUUGAUGUUCUUCUCCACCAUGAAACGCCCUUCACAAGAAAAACAGACCCCGAAGAUUUUUGCAGAAGACAUUGACAUAUCAGAAAUUUCUGGAAAACUGGGUCCAGCUGCUGUGACCUACCAGUCACCAAUCUUGAAGAACCCUGAAGUGAAGAGUGCUAUAGAAGGAGUCAAGUAUAUAGCAGAAACCAUGAAAUCUGACCAGGAAUCCAAUAAGGCAUCAGAAGAAUGGAAGUUUGUUGCAAUGGUGCUCGAUCAUGUCCUCUUGGCAGGCUUCAUGAUAGUCUGUGUCACCGGAACACUCGCUGUGUUCGCAGGGCGCCUUAUUGAGCUAAAUUCACAGGAAUGA
Nanorana parkeri is the source of this 1371-nucleotide messenger RNA. It is a transcript of the gene CHRNA1, whose product is annotated as cholinergic receptor nicotinic alpha 1 subunit. Gene Ontology annotation, biological process: signal transduction; nervous system process; chemical synaptic transmission. Lineage: Eukaryota; Metazoa; Chordata; Amphibia; Anura; Dicroglossidae. The transcript has 8 exons. Gene Ontology annotation, molecular function: transmembrane signaling receptor activity; acetylcholine-gated monoatomic cation-selective channel activity. Gene Ontology annotation, cellular component: synapse; neuron projection; postsynaptic membrane. The record is from RefSeq and is a predicted model, not a curated record.